CCUAGGACCCCAAUACACCUAAAGAAAACACGAUUCACGACUCUUUAGGCGCACGUAUAAGAGGGAAACGAUAUAUAUCAAAGUGUGGAACAGCGAGGUCUUAGUUGGGACUUCGGUGCAACUCUGCGAACAUUUUUAAAAGCAGACGAUCGCGAAGGUAAUCGAGGCAAUUGUGCCGCAUGGAAGAGCUAAUUUUGUCGUGGAUUUUCAACUUGCCAAAUUGAAAAAGAGCGAAACUUUCGGAAAAAUCGAUGGUUCAGCUGCGCGCCGAUCGCGUACAGGUUAUGUUACUCUUGCUCGGAUAGACACUAACGACGGCUGACAACGCUCACACCCACAGGACCCGGAUUUCCGAGUAUUUUCAAUAUUACGCGUUGCGGAGAAUUGACGAGCGAGUCAGAGAAUUUCUUUAUACAAGGGAGAAAUUCAAGUGACAAGGAAUAACCGUAAGGGGGUAACGUAGCGAGUUAACGUAUUAAAGGCCCUUCGUGAGCUACAAAUUGUAGAACUUCGUCGUCGACAUCGAUAUUUUGUUACCAAAUAGUUGUAGACGAAGGGAGACAAAUAUCAUUACGAUUAGUAAAAGGGGAUUACUUUGUAUUUUCAAUAAAAUAGUCGAGGCCUUUCCCUCAUUAAUAGCUCAAUGAAACUCGCAGCUUUUAAGUACCUUCUACUGGCUAAAACGGCGACGUCUUCGACGAAUGCUCGAGUCCAGCAACGUAACAAGUAUUUCGUAGCCAGAACAGUGCGUGCAGUUACAACAACCACGUCGAGUUGAAAGAUCGCGCUUUUUACGAAUGGAUGAUGCUUGCUAGCGAUGAACGGUAUGGAGAGACAUGGGCAUGGACAUGGGCAUUCACACUCGCAUCAUCAUCACCAUCAUCACCACCAUCAUUCCCAUCAUCAUUCGCAAAGUAGUAGUGGCUCUUUGCAUCAUCACCAUUCCCACAGUAACAGUUCCCACAAUGUGUCCCAUAAUUCAAAUGUCACGGGUCACCAGCAGCAUCAGCACCAGCAACAUCAACAGCAAGUGGUAUCGAAACAUAACCAUGGUCAAUCGCAAGCGCAAAAAGAAUCUAGUGGUAGCUCCGCCACCAGUGGUCCAACAACGCCGCAAAAACCUAGAAAUUACAAGCUGCUGGUAGAUCCAUUUUUAAAGAAAGGGGCAACCAAAGUUUAUAGGUACGAUGGUCUUGUACCUGGUGAUCCCACUUAUCCUGUAGUUCAAGUGAGAGAUCCGCGUUCUCAGUUAACUAGAAUAUGGACUAGGUUAGACAAACUUGAUUUGCCUGUACCAAGAUUCAAGAUCGAUGCUAAUUAUUGUGGAGAGCCACCACCUUUAGAAGUGACAUUUUGUCAUUUGAAUGAUAAUAUAGAUAGGACAUUUCUCUCUGACAUGGUUCAAAAGUUUGGCACCACUGAGGAACUUACGAUAUAUUAUCAUCCUGUAACAAAUAAGCAUCUUGGCAUAGCAAGAGUUGUUUUUGAAACUACAAAGGCUUCUAAAGCAUGCGUAGAAAAAUUAAAUAAUACUUCUGUAAUGGGUAAAGUAUUGAGGGUUUUCUUAGAUGCUUUCGGAGACGAAUGUCGAAAACUUUACGAUGAUUUAACUAUAGAAAAGAAAAUUGAAAAAAAAAUUGAAAAAAAAAUUAAGGAAGAGCCUCCAACUACGGUAGCAGUUGUUCCACCAACGGCAUCGAUUAAGACUGAUGUUGAACAGAAUAAAAGGGGGCAGACUCCUUCUAUGGUUGAAAAAUCUUCAAGUUCAGUCACAGAUGAAAGAGACGAUUAUAGUAGGCAUAAUAAAAAAUCGAACCUCGAUAAAAGCAGGGACUCAUAUGUAGAGAAUUCGAGGUUUUGUAAUAAAGUAACAACGUCUUAUCGCGGUGAUUAUUCGACGCCCGGAAGUACCAGUAUCAGUAGCAGUGACUUGGGCUAUGGUACUGGACCCAGUGAACUGAAUUAUCCUAGCAGUUAUUCACAAAAUUCGACGCCAGUCAGCAAUUAUGAUUACUAUUAUAGCAGUUAUCACCAUCAUCAUCAGCAUCAGCAGGCGCAUCAUCAUCAGAGCACAAAUCAAACAGCCAACUACAUUGGAAGCUUAGCUCAAGGAGUAGUACAGCAGCAGCAACAGCAACAACAGCAACAACAGCAGCAGCAACAGCAACAGCAGCAACAGCAACAACAGCAGCAGCAACAGCAGCAACAGCAACAGCAGCAACAGCAGCAGCAACAGCAGCAACAGCAGCAGCAGCAACAGCAGAAUUUGCUUAAUCAAACGAAUCCCGGCGUUUGGUGGCCGAAUGCGGUCGGAGCGGAGACUCGAGGGGGCAUUUAUCCUCCUAAUGCUUCGUGGCCGACCUCGGGCAUCAUCCCCAACGAUAGUCCGCUAGUCGUGAUGCCGUCAGUGGCUGCUCGUGGCGCGAGUAUUCCCAGCACGGAGAUCGUCACCAUAAAUUCUAACAAGCUGCCGGUCAUGCCGACGAAGAAAAAGGAGUCCACUUUCAUGUCGACGAGCUCGCCCGCGGACUCGGAUACAUCGGCAGUCCACACGCCAACCAAAGAUUCGCGGCGUGAUUCGCCCGUCGAGGUUCGCAAGACACUCGACCUCGACACGAGAAUAGCCAUGUUGCUAAAGGACAAGGCAGGCGGCAUGGCCCCACCCUUCCUACAGUUCGGCAGUGACUCCGAGGAUGAUCACAAGUCCUAUGUCGACGAGGAGAUGCUUUCAAAUCCGCCGAGUCCCUUCCUUACGCACGACCUCUAUGAGUCCUGCUUUCAAAAGACAUUGCAGCGCAACAGGGAGAGACGCAGGGUGCGCGAGAACAGCCUCGGUCAGUUUAACAGGUCCACCAGAGUUGACGAGGACCUUGGCAGUAUCAUAAGCUCGAGCGAGGACGAGGCACUCUUGGGUAGUUACAGCCCGACGACGGCCGCUACCGGGAAUUCCGUCUCGGAUCCAGAACCGCCCAAGGAUCCACCACCGCCUCCUCCACCGCUGGAUGACGAUCGCAUGUCUCUCAGUCCAUUAAGCUCCGGCGAUGAAAAGAUCGAGGAAAUUGCCACGCACGAACCGGUGAAUCAACAUCUAUACACGAAUUACUCAGCCGUGGCUCAGCUGCACCAUUAUGCCGCAGCGACCGCGGCGGCAACGACCAAUCAUCAUCAAGUCUACCAAUCACACCACCACCACCAUCAUCAGCAAGUCCAGCAUCACGUCCAGCAUCAGCAGCAGCAACAACAGCAGCAGCAUUGGCCGAGACCCGCUCAGUACCCAUAUCCGUAUUGCGGGGGUGCGACGACUGCCGCCGCCGCCGCCGCCGCAGCCGCUGCCUACAUUCCCGGUCAGUAUCAAUCGGCUGGGACUACCACGGGACUACAUGGGACUCCGACCAGUGGCAUCGGUCUCGGGCCUCCCACGCAAAAUGCCGGCUUUUAUCCCAACUUUCAAACGAGAUUGCAGGUCAUUGCCAAUCACACUAUCGCCAAGGACAAUCCCCAGGGUCCAACCAUCAAUGGCGUGCUCAACAGAGUCGUUAACGAACUUAAGCAAAUUCUAAAAAAGGAUUUCAACAAGAAGAUGGUUGAGAAUACGGCCUUCAAGCUGUUCGAUGUCUGGUGGGACGAGCGCAAGAAGAAUGAAAAGGCCUUGCCCGUCGGGGUCGGUACCAGUACCAUAAGUAACAACGUCGUCACGACCGCCCCCACCAACAGUGCUGAGGUCGCGCCGGCGAAUGUCGCGAGCAGUACCCCUGCGCCCGUGAAAGAGGAGCCCAAGAACCAAGGCCUUGCCUCGCUCUUAGAACAGGCAACAACGCCACUGGGCCUGAAUUACGAUGGCUUCGGACUCGGCAUCAGGGCUAGCAUGCCAAAAAUGCCGUCCUUCCGGCGCAAAAUGAAGGCCCCGAGCCCGGUUGCACCGCAGGACGAGGAGGAGGACAGCCGACAGUCGAACGAAUGUCGCGUUCCUGACAAUAACCGGACUGCGCACACCGAAACCAUUGACAGCGACAGCGACAUGGAGUCGCUGCACGUUGCGCAGAAGGCGCCUACCAAACGGCAGAUCGCGAGUCUUCCUAGUAGCUCGUCGUCAUCCUCGUCCUCAUCCUCCUCUUCGGAGGAGGACCAGAGCAGUUCUAGCACUAGUAGCAGUAGCAGCGAUUCUUCCAGUUCAAGCGAUAGUUCGGACGAUGAGCUUGGCGACUCGUUAUCGGAUACGAGACGACCACUGGCACGCGACAGCCAGAACCCCGAUAUUCUCAAAGAGCUGGCGGUGCAGAGGUCGUUGACCUGCCGGACACCAGUGAACGGCGAUCGGACUCCAAUACCGACUUUGGAGAUAUUCGACGGACGCGGCCAGGAAGACUUCCCUCAAAUUGAGGAUUAUAACGAGGGCGACGAGGAGGGCCAGCGAGAGGCCUACCUCGCCGCGGAAACCAAAGAGGAUUACAGGAAGAGGGAAAUUAAGGAGGAGUCACUCAACGAUGUCAAACCAAACGAGGUCAAGAACGCAAAUGAACUUCUCGUUCAGAGACACGCAUUGCCUCCGGAAUGGCCUGGUCGAGCAAGUACCGAUUCAAUUAUAAGUGUCCCCGUGAAACAGGAGCCGACGGAAUUAAACGCGCCGCACGAUAUCAGAAAUAUGGAGAACUCGGCGGUGGAGGCUCUGAUAUCACUCGCAGGCCACGAUAAUACUGUCACGAGGGUAGCAAGCCCAGUUGUUACCACAGCCCCUAUAGUCGAGUCCAACAUAAUCAGGAAGUUGCAAACGAUGUCCGAUAGGUACAUCAAUGACGAGCCUAUUCUCAAGGAGUCUGAAAAAAUCGAAAUGUUUAGUGAGAUACCGACCGAUGAUUCUGAAGAAGAGAGUUUAGAAAUUCGAAGAUUCCAAUCUGACGAAGAUGGACAGAACAGAAUUGGAAUACAACCUAGAUUACAAGUUUCUCGAGUUUAUCUAGAGCAUUCUUAUUCUCUGCCGCCUGCUCUUGCGCAACAUCAACAACAUCAACAAUUACAGCAGCAGCAACAACAGCAACAGCUGCAACAACAAAUACAACAGCCUUUGUUGGAGCAACAGUCACGGUUACAGCAGCAACAGCAAAAAUUAAUAACGUCGAUACAACAGCCAUUGGUUCUAACGCCGCCAGAUAUUCGUAUUGGUGACACCGCGAAAACGGUGAAAUCUGCACCUAUAAUCAAAACGUCAGAGAAAUCCGAUUUGAAUACUUCCAAUAUCGCGAAGGAGCGUGCAGAGAAAAAGAAGAGUAAACACACAAAGGUCAAUAACAAUGCCGUGCUACUGGAGAACAAUCGUGAACGCGAAAAGGAGAAUAUUCGCGUAUUACCAUCAUCGUAUGGGUAUGACAGAAUGAUGACACCGUCAUCGAUGCAGGAAUCACUACCCCCAGCGCACCACUAUGCGACACCAACUAUUUACAAGGAACGCGAUCUCAUGUCCGAAAUGGAGAUACUUUACGAAUUCCUAACACGUGGUAUUGAUCACGAAGACAUUGAAUACUUACGCAGGAGUUAUGAAGCUUUACUUGGUGAUGAUACGCAGAGUUACUGGCUAAACGAUACGCAUUGGGUGGACCACCCAGCCACGGAUGUGCCAAGUCCGGCUAAGAGGCGGAAGAGGGACGAAGUACGGUUGCACGUGACUGGCUGCGCCAGAACCGAGGGUUAUUACAAAGUUGAUAUAAGAGAAAAAUUAAAGCAUAAGCACCAUUAUGCACAAAGUGUUCAACGAAACGAGGACAUACGGGAUAGUUCUGGAAAUAGUAAUCGCGUACUUGGUGGAUUAGAUGGAAGCGGUGGAUUAACAAUCAAUGGACCAAAGGUUAAUUCGAAAGCUUUGACCGGGAAAAUGCAGGCAUUGUCACGAGAAGCCAGGAGUAAUCAGAGGCGCUUACUAACGGCCUUUGGUAUUGACACUGACAGUGAUUUACUUAAAUUUAAUCAACUGAAGUUCCGGAAAAAGCAAUUGAAGUUUGCUAAAUCUGGAAUUCACGAUUGGGGAUUAUUUGCCAUGGAGCCAAUAGCAGCUGACGAAAUGGUGAUAGAAUAUGUCGGACAGAUGGUUAGACCAGUAGUUGCUGAUCUGCGUGAGGCGCAAUACGAAGCCACGGGUAUCGGCAGUUCCUAUCUAUUUCGUAUUGACUUGGAUACAAUUAUCGAUGCGACUAAAUGUGGAAAUCUUGCUCGAUUUAUUAAUCACAGCUGCAAUCCUAAUUGUUACGCUAAAGUUAUUACAAUCGAGAGCCAGAAAAAAAUUGUGAUUUAUAGUAAACAACCAAUUGGAGUUAAUGAAGAAAUAACGUAUGACUACAAAUUCCCACUGGAAGAUGAUAAAAUUCCUUGUUUGUGUGGAGCACCUCAAUGUCGAGGAACUCUUAAUUAAAAAAAACUCAUUUUAUAUUGCUUCAUCAUGCUCAUCUCUCCCAUUUUCCUUCUCUGUACUAGGCAUUGUGCAUUGUGUCUCACUCAUAUUUUUGUAAAUAAAAAAAAUCUUCAUGUAAACGUUUUAUAAGAACAUAC
Messenger RNA from Ceratosolen solmsi marchali, 6537 nucleotides. It is a transcript of the gene Set1, whose product is annotated as SET domain containing 1. The transcript is spliced from 13 exons. Gene Ontology annotation, molecular function: histone H3K4 methyltransferase activity; RNA binding; protein binding. The coding region runs from base 818 to 6400 and encodes 1860 amino acids. The record is from RefSeq and is a predicted model, not a curated record. Gene Ontology annotation, cellular component: Set1C/COMPASS complex. NCBI's taxonomy places the organism in Eukaryota, Metazoa, Arthropoda, Insecta, Hymenoptera, Agaonidae.